AUGCCAGUGAAGUCCACCUCUCAGAGUGCAGCAGCAACAAAAGACGCCCAAAAGCCCAACACUCAUCGGGUCACGCUGCAUCAGUGGGUGUCACAGAUCGCACCAACUCCCUCUCGCUCCCCGCCCCUGCCUCCCCUCCCCCCCGCCCAGCUGAUGUUAGACGACGACGACAAGCCCAGCAUUAGGAGGAAGAAGCAGAUCCGACCCCCGCGGACCGAUACACCUGCAGCGUCUGUGACAAGAGCUUCCCAGCUUCAGGACCCAGGCGUUCCUCAACAACCACCUGAAGACGCACAGCACGCGCGCCCCUACGCCUGCGGGCAGUGUGGGAAGUGCUUCACCAAACUGCAGAGCCUCUCCAAACACAUGCUGGCUCACAGCGGCCAGAAGCCCUUCUACUGCAACAUCUGCAACAAGGGCUUCACGCAGUCCACCUACUUCAAGCGCCACAUGGAGUGCCACACCAGCCAGAUGACGUUCCCCUGCAAGCACUGCAGCAAGAGCUUCCCCACGGCCUUCAAGCUGUCCAACCACGAGCGCUGGCACACCCGAGACCGCCCUCACAUGUGCGAGCGCUGCGGGAAGAGGUUCCUCGUCCCCAGCCUGCUGAAGAGACACAUGGGAUACCACAUCGGAGACCGCCAGUACCUCUGCUCCCAGUGCGGAAAGACCUUCGUGUACCUGUCGGACCUGAAGAGGCACCAGCAGGACCACGUGCCCAAAGCUAAGAUCCCCCCCGCCCCGUCUGCCAGAAGAAAGAGGCCGUACCGCUGCUCCAUCUGCGAGAAGACCUUCACCCAGGUGGGGAAUCUGAAGGUCCACAUCCGGCUGCACACCAACGAGCGGCCGUUCAGCUGCGACGUCUGCGGCAAAACCUACAAGCUGGCGUCCCAUCUGAACGUGCACAAGAGGACGCACACCUGCAAGAAGCCGUGGACGUGUGAAACGUGCGGGAAGGGCUUCUCCGUGCCCGGCCUGCUGAAGAAACACGAGCAGAUGCACACGAGGGACGCUAACCCCGAGCUCGCCGGGAAACGGAGACACCGGGAUCCUAGCGGCACUAUUCUGUACAUAUUGGAGCUUCUGAAGGCUGAGUCCCGAUGGGGAGAGCGUUGCAGUAAUCGAGCCUUGAGGAGACGAAGCAUGGACCAGUUGUUCAGCAUCUGA
This is a messenger RNA of Gymnodraco acuticeps, 1167 nucleotides long. RefSeq names its product zinc finger protein 391-like. NCBI's taxonomy places the organism in Eukaryota, Metazoa, Chordata, Actinopteri, Perciformes, Bathydraconidae. Gene Ontology annotation, biological process: regulation of transcription by RNA polymerase II. Gene Ontology annotation, cellular component: nucleus. The coding region runs from base 1 to 1167 and encodes 388 amino acids. The transcript is spliced from 4 exons. Gene Ontology annotation, molecular function: RNA polymerase II transcription regulatory region sequence-specific DNA binding; DNA-binding transcription factor activity, RNA polymerase II-specific. The record is from RefSeq and is a predicted model, not a curated record.